CAGCGACACCGAUUUUGUGGGACGCCGGUCGUGGUGACGUGGAAGGGAGUUUGGUGUUGAAUCUCAAACCGGGUCUAUUCAAAUUCGUGAUUUCUUUAAAGCGAGCGCAGUUGCUAACAUUUCUUUUUGAAAAAAUUGUUACGUUGUUUUUUCAAGCUAAAAACAUCACGGUUUAUUUCUUGAAAACACGAAUUCAUUUAUAUAUUCAGCGAAGUUAUGUCUGGGAAGGUGAAGUCUAGGGCCGCGGCCAAUGCCGAUUCGAUGGCUGGGAGCGUCUCCUGCAACGAGCGCAUUCUGCGGGAGUGUCACCAACUCUACACCGAGGCCGAUAGCGGUCUGAUCACCAUCGCCUCUGCUCUGGGCCUCUCUCUCCUCCCCCCUCGUAAGAAGAUCACCGUCAUGCUGAUGGGAAACCACUCUGCUGGGAAGAGCUCCUUCAUCAACUGGUACAUCGAGGAGCACAUCCAGCGCACGGGCGUGGCAAUCGAGACGCAGGGGUUCAGCUUCAUCACCAGUGGUAGGAAGAGGGAGUCGCUUACGGGUAAUGCCACGCUGCACCUGUACCCCCAUUUUAAACCCCUGCAAGAGUUCAAAGGAGUCUCCGAGUACCUCAGCACUGAGAUCUCCACCUCCAAGCAGAAGAAGUUCAGUUUGGUCACUUUCGUGGACACCCCAGGGCUCGUGGAUGGGGACAUGAAGUACCCCUUUGACGUGGACCAGGCCAUUCUGUGGCUCGGGGAGCUGUGUGACCUCGUCCUAGUGUUUUUUGACCCCAUGGGUCAGGCGCUGUGCAAACGCACCCUGAACAUCGUGGAGAACCUGAACCAGGGCAAUGGAGACAAACUGAGAUUCUAUCUGAGCAAAGCAGACGAGGCAGGGAGCGAGAGUGACAGACAGAGGGUGAUGAUGCAGAUUGUUCAGGAGCUGUGCAAGAGGCCCGGGCUGAACAAGUGUGGUUUUGAUAUGCCAACGAUCUACAUACCCAACCCCAACAGACCGAGUCGCUGUGUGAAUCAGAUCGAGGAGGCGUGUCGCACGAUUGAGAGAACGAUAAACCAGACCGUGCAAAACACACUGAAUUCUGUCGAGAAGGACUGCGAGCUCAUAGCAGAGGCUGUGGAGAAGAGACUGAGAGGGGACAGCGAGUCCUGCUCCUAUAACCGGAGAGCUCGCACUCAGGGAUGUCUCUUUGGGAUUUUGGGGUUCCUUCUCCCCCUCUUCCUUCUCGCCUCUUUGAUUCUGGGGAGCCUCUCGCGGGACGUCCUGGUUUUGGCUAUGGGAGAGGACGGGACAGAGACUCUGUCGCUGUACCUGACUCCUCUCGCUAGACUGUGGCAGCUUGUCCCUGAGCAGCAGUGCCUGUAUGUGUGUCUCGGUCUGGGAGCUCUGAGUCUGAUCCUGCUGGUGCUGGCCCGGAUCUCAUUCAGGACCCGGCUCACCCUGUCUGGCAGACAGAAGAAGCAGCUCUUGCAGAGGAGGGAUUACGUACAGGAGGUCGUCAAGCAGAAGAAGCGGCAGUUGUAUGAAGAAUACCUUCGGCAAAGUGUUGGGGACCAGGACAUGGCCUGAGGUGUGGGGGAACUGCAAUAUCUAUCUAUUGUGCAUCUGAGAGAGAGAUUGGGGUACACACAGCACCCUACUUUCUUUCUCUACUACAUUUAAAUAAAGGCGUAAUUCUGUGAGACCGAACAGAACUGGACAACCUGAUUUGACGAAACCAUUCCAUGUGCAGUGUGUUCUGCUUGUUUGGCUUUAUGAAGCAGAAAUAGUUCAUUCUUUAGGGUGAUAAAAAAAAAUGUGGCCAGAGCUGAUUCUCUGUAUUCUAUUAGAUAAAUGACAACUGUCCGUGCAAUACUGCAAACUACAAUAAAUGCAGCCUUGAUUUACAAUAUUAUUAUUGUUACAGUUUAUUACAUAUGAUAUAAAUACGGCUUGGAACUUUCUGACUGAAAAAAAAAAAAAAUCAUCACAAAGCACAAACACCAUCCCCAAAUUGCUGUCAGCCUUGAUGCUAUAACAGAACAAACUGAUUCCACGACAAGACUAAAACCUGUUCCUGUUCCACAUCGAACAAGCUGAAGGUGUCCGAGUCUGUCCGCCCCACGAAAUUCCGCCUUAAUGGGACCAGAAAACUAGCUUGGAUAUGCAAUACAACACAAGAAAUUAACAAGGUGCUAACUAAAAAUACGCACAAACCAUAAAACCGUUAGGGCUGUACCGAUUCACUGUGUAUUGAUGAAUCGCAGUGCUUUCUUUACACAGCAUAGCUCAUUGUAGUUAAGAACUGCAGCUCUCAUCAUGCCUCAUCACUGCUGCAGAUUAGGAGGUAUGCUGGGACCUGUAGUUACAGCAAAGUACCUAUUCACUGUGUAUCAAUGAAUUACAGUUACAAUGCAGGGAGGACAAAUUUCAUAACAGUUUGAUCCAUUCCUGGUUUUAAUGAGUUUAAUAAUAUAUACCUGAGCUUGUUACCUUUACACACUGGCUAAUCAAGCUGGUAGUAAAACCUGGAAUGGGUGAACCUGCUGUGCAAUAGGAGUCGUAUUUUCAUCCCUGGUCUGUGUGUAGUUACACAUUAAAACAUUAGAGGUGGGACCAAACUGCCUGGCUUUUUUUAUUUUAUUUUUUUUUA
This is a messenger RNA of Acipenser ruthenus (sterlet), 2632 nucleotides long. RefSeq lists its product as uncharacterized. Lineage: Eukaryota; Metazoa; Chordata; Actinopteri; Acipenseriformes; Acipenseridae. The transcript has 12 exons. Gene Ontology annotation, molecular function: GTPase activity. The coding region runs from base 217 to 1569 and encodes 450 amino acids. The record is from RefSeq and is a predicted model, not a curated record.